Penicillium chermesinum is the source of this 1068-nucleotide messenger RNA. Its product is annotated as FAD-dependent oxidoreductase. Gene Ontology annotation, molecular function: FAD binding; D-amino-acid oxidase activity. The record is from RefSeq and is a predicted model, not a curated record. NCBI's taxonomy places the organism in Eukaryota, Fungi, Ascomycota, Eurotiomycetes, Eurotiales, Aspergillaceae. The transcript has 5 exons. Bases 1 to 1068 code for a protein of 355 amino acids.
AUGACAAGAAAUGUCGUUAUUCUAGGUGCUGGCGUCUCGGGCCUCACCGUUGCCUACUUGUUAUCGAAGCAGACUCAAUACAGUAUCACAGUGCUUGCUAAGCACAUGCCUGGGGAUUACGACAUUGAAUAUGCUUCACCAUGGGCUGGUGCCAAUUAUAUGCCUGUCGCAAAUGAAGGAACAAGGCAUCAGGAAUGGGAGACCAAUACUUGGGCACCGUUGAAAGCCCUGGCUGAAAACCACCCAGAAUCAGGAGUCUAUUUUCAAAAGGCGGUUGUGUACAAUCGGAAGAAGGACUUAGAGCCAGGGGGGAGACUUGUUCACAGACUUAGUGAAACCUGGCCCGUGUAUAAAGAGUUCUCCCAGCACGAACUAAGCCCCGAGAUGGAUAACGGUCAUGAGUACACCUCCGUGUGUAUAAAUACCGCGAUGUAUCUUCCGUGGCUUGUGGGCCACUGCGUGAAGGCCGGGGUGGUAUUCAAGAGAGCCGUCGUGAAGCAUAUUGCAAAUGCUGCUACUGGUCACCACUCCGGAAAAAUGGCUGAAGUGGUGAUUAACUGUACGGGAUUAUCGUCCAACGCUCUUGGUGGAGUUAUGGACGAAAAUAUGCGUCCUGCCCGCGGUCAGAUAGUUCUAGUGCGCAACGAUGCUGGACCAAUGUGGACAACCUCCGGAACUGACGACGGCACUGACGAAGCGGUGUAUACCAUGACCCGUGCCGCUGGCGGUGGAACUAUCCUAGGAGGCACUUACCAACUGGAUGAUUGGAAUCCAAACCCGGACCCAAAAACUGCAGAGCGUAUCAUGAAGCGAGCAGUCGCAAUCGCACCGCAGCUCGUCGGACCUGGAGAGGAGAUUGAGGGCCUUGAUGUCAUUCGACAUGGUGUUGGUCUAAGGCCAUGGCGUAAAGGCGGACCUCGGGUUCAGAAGGACCAGAUAGAUGGUGUCAAGGUUGUGCACAACUAUGGGCACGGUGGCUUUGGAUAUCAAGCAUCUUUUGGCUGUGCUGACGAAGUGGUCACUUUGGUUGAUGAGCUGCUGGAGGGCAGGUCUCGAUCUAACCUUUGA